Messenger RNA from Fusarium redolens, 1041 nucleotides. Its product is annotated as kinetochore Sim4 complex subunit FTA2-domain-containing protein. NCBI's taxonomy places the organism in Eukaryota, Fungi, Ascomycota, Sordariomycetes, Hypocreales, Nectriaceae. The record is from RefSeq and is a predicted model, not a curated record. The transcript is spliced from 2 exons. The coding region runs from base 1 to 834 and encodes 277 amino acids.
AUGCCGAGGAAAAGACGCGUUUUAUCAUUUCCCCAGACGCUACCACCAUGCGACGGGCCAAAGCUCAAUGUCUUUCAGUAUCACAAAUCGCGCAUUCAAUGGCUUGAGAGACUCGAUGAAGAUGAUGAUGUGACCUCAAGCCAAGGUUAUGUAUUCCGGGCUCUCAUCCGAGGUCGCGAGUACGCAGUAAAAAUUUUCAAGUUCUUUGACCCUAUGAGUACCGCGUACUUUUGGGGGCCACUUCUAGGUGAAGAUACACCUCUUGACACUGCAGCCUACUAUACCGAUCCAUUCUACGCAGAAUGCCGAGCGUAUGGUCAGAUACGCGAAGCUACCGAUGGAAAGAUUCUCAAACCAGAUGUAGCUGUCCCCUGUCAUGGAUUCGUCUUCCUGGAAUCAAAAGACCAGGAAGCCCUAGCGAACCGUAAUAUUGACCUUGGACUGGGUUCCGUGGAUAUGGAUUAUCAAAGGUCCACGAUCGGAGGUCUAAGAGCCAGAGCUAUCGUGAAAGAGAUUGCAUCUUCAAAAAGUGGUAUCACCUCGGCGAGUAUCAGAAAGAUCCUAGGUAAAGUCGUCUCAAUGAACAAAGCAGGGAUAUAUAAUAUGGACAUACGGAUCGAUAACUUCCGCGAUGGACGAGUGGUAGACUUUGGGUCUUCUUGGACAGAGCCUCAUGCUCUGCUGGACUCUUUGAGUUAUGAAGCUGCUACUGAAUCAAAGUUAGCGGAUCGGGUUAUGUUUGACCAGAUGAUUGAAGAUGCAGAGUUGAAGAAUCGUGGGGAGGUCAAAGCGAUCCACCAUAUGCAGCUUAGGUCACAGACCCAAUGGCAAUGAAGAUGGUUUUUAUUCUUAGUGAACAUGCAGGAUACUAAAAGGUAUGUAACCAUACAUGUCACCUGUUAAUUUUGGCUUAUAGCCCUCCUCGUUCUCUACUACUGAAAGGAAGUUGAUACAAACAUGAAGAUUCCUGACACUGGCUAGUUGAGACAUGCUACUUUUCAAGUGCAUCAGCAUUGGCAAUAUCAAGAGUGCCACUGGCAC